Ectocarpus sp. CCAP 1310/34 is the source of this 3183-nucleotide messenger RNA. Lineage: Eukaryota; Phaeophyceae; Ectocarpales; Ectocarpaceae. The record is from the annotation of a GenBank genome assembly.
UCCGUGUUGUGCACGCUGGCAAGAGCCACCACCGUCUUCUGCGAGGGCCUGUAUGCUACAUCGAUAUCGCUAAUAUCCUCAACCUGGCAGCUAGAAUCCGAGCAAGAGCUACCAGCCACUACAAGCGCUUCCCGAAGCGCUCACCAGAAGAUUAAACGACGAUAACGUAGUCAAGCACCUCCUGGGAACACGGAAGCUUUGGUCUAUCUCGGGGGGCAUGCUCUGCUAGCGGAUUAGAUCCUUUAUUCAUGCAGAGGAACGGAGAAGAGAAUACAAGGCACGCGGCCGAAAACGGCAACACCUACGUCAGCAGCAGAAUCUCAGGCGGCCCCGGCGGCGGCGGCGGCGGCGGCGGCGGCCUGUCCUCGCCGUCCAGAUCUCGCAAGCUUACUCCGCGCCACAUCACCUCCGGCCGGGUCUGCCGAUCCCCUUCGCCGGUGAACCACCGCCGCAUAUCCCUGGAAGAAGGCGUGGAGCUUUCGAGAGAGCCGUGGCGACAGGGGAAAGUAGGACCGGGCUGGGAGUCCAUCGAGGGAGGAGGCGGUAGUAGUAUGGGUGGGGCGAGCAGUCGCAACGGCCGGGGAGGGGGCGCGGAUGGGUCUGGGGCGGGGUACGAGGUGGUGGAACGCGAGGAGCCGUUGUUGCUCGAGGGGGGACCCGAGGAGCAGAACGAUGAGAGCAUGGCGGCCGGCCUGCUUUAUAGCGCCGGCGACAACUCCUCCUUACGGUUGGGGGGAGACUCCUCGUUAGGCCCCGCGUUCGGGCGGCACGGCAGGUCCGGCAGCGUACAGAACAACGGCGGCGAGGGGCUCUCGGAUCGCAACGGUUACAGCGGUAGGGGAGGCGGCGGCGGCGGAGGGGGGGGGGAAUGCUGUACCAUAUCGGGGAGACCGCUUGUGUACCUCUGCGCGGCUUGCUCGUCGCUGUGCUCGAUUCUGCUGGGCUACGACGUCGGGGUCAUGUCGGGGGCUAAGGAGUUCAUCCGUCCCGACUUAGGCCUCUCGACCGUGCAGAACGAGGUCAUGGUAGGGUCGCUCAACAUCGUGGCGGCGUUCGGAGGUCUCGUCGCGGGGAAAGCGGCGGACCGUCUCGGGCGGAAGCCGACGACGGCUCUGGCGUGCGUAGUGUUCAUCACGGGCGCUACCAUGAUGACCUUGAGCCACACGUUCUGGUUCCUACUUCUUGGGAGGGUGGUGACGGGAGUCGGGGUGGGAUGCGCCAUGGUGAUCGCUCCUGUGUACAUCACUGAGCUGGCCCCGCCCGACGUCCGGGGCAUGCUGGUGUCACUGACUGAUAUCUGCAUCAACGUGGGGAUCGUGUUUGGCUACGCCGCGAGCCUGCUGUGCUCGGACGUGUUCAACUCCGACUCCGCCAAGUGGCGCUCCAUGAUCGGCAUCGGCAUGCUGCCGCCCCUCCUCAUCCUGGCGUGCCUCUCUCUCAUGCCCGAGUCGCCCCGAUGGCUCGUUGCCGCGGGAAGGAACGCGGACGCUCUGCACGUCCUCAAGAGGGUAAUGGACGACGAAGACGAUGCGGAGAGCACCCUGCAGACCAUCUCGGAGGCCACCACCACCACCGAGGCUACGUGGAAGGACGUUCUGGUGCCUAGCGACCGGACGGUGAAGGCGGCCAUGGUCCUGGGGAUCGGCCUAGGAUUCUGGCAACAAGCCAGCGGGAGUGAGGCGGCGGUCUACUAUACGCCGGAAGUGCUCAAGGAUAAGGGAUGGGCCAACCGGGCGAUCUUGAGAGGAAACAUGGGCGUCGGCGGUUUCAAGCUCCUCGGAGAGGUCGUAGCCUUCAUGCUGCUCGACAGAAUCGGAAGACGUCCGCUCUUUCUCGUUAGCAGCGUGCUGGUGACGCUCUGCCUGCUGAUGGUCGGCUUCGCGUUCCUUCUCAACUGGACGAGCAUGCUCACCCUGUUCUGGCUGUGCAUGUUCAUGUUUACCUUCUCGCUUGGGCUUGGGCCCGUGACGUUCGUGGUCGCCUCCGAGAUUUUCCCGGUGACCAUCAGGGGCAAGGCGAUGUCGGUGGUGAUCUUUGUUAAUCGCAUGAUGAGCGGGGUGAUCGCUCUGUCGUACCAGAGCAUGUCAGAGGCCAUGACGCCGGAGGGAUCCUUCUUUUUCUUCGCGGCGCUGUCUGCCAUCUCCGUCGCCUUCUACUAUUUCUGGGUACCCGAAACACGAGGGAGGACUCUGGAAGAAAUUACCGCCGACCUGGGGUCAUCACUGCCCCCCUCCGUACCCGGGCCCAGAGCUGGCCCAGCGAACGGAGGGCCUCGACACGUGCCAUUGGCUCGAGACGACGAAGAAGUCUACUGAGGCCACGUUGGCGAGGACUCAGAAGGCCCUUUUGUGCGACGCGUCGAUGUUCCCAGAACCACGGAGGCGUUCUGCUGGGGGCAGAACGAGCAGCUUCGUGCGCCAUAUGCGGUGCUGGUAGGAGACAGCGAGCAGGGCCAACCUUCUUGUUACGUUUUGUAUUGUCUUACCUGCGUGGUUUUGAUUGUUUCCGCGGAAGAAGGCAGGAUCCUACACAACUUGUACACACUUUCUUUCCUGGUUUGCUUUUUCUGUUUCUACCGACGUGGGUGCGUUUCGUGCAGGCGUUUUUGUCCUGUGGGUCGUGUUAUCUGCAGUCAACAAUCGCGCUGCUGUGGUUUUGUUUUUGCUUUUCCGUGUGUUGUGUGCGUCGAAGAUAGUUGAGCCGCGCAGACCUCUUCCGACCGCGCGAUGGCUGGUGCGAGAGCGCUAGAACUAGCAAGAUGGACCGAGGGUGGCAUGCAUGCCUAGCAGCAGGUCGGUUGGUGUCACAGCUUACUGAGGUUCACUUAAAACCUUUUUAGGAUAAAAGACCCGACCGAGAGGACACGUGUCAUUGAUGUCCUGUAGAGUAAAUCGUUGAAUGAACUAGUUAGUCCGCGCGCGUAGCAUGUUGUGUAGCACUUCACCGAAUGCGAUUUGUUUCGUACAGCAGCUACUCGGCCUUAAUUCGCUUUCAGCCGUGAUGGAUAAACGGGUGUCGUGGUGCGUGCUAUCUAUCGGACGGUCGGAGGAUCCAUCAUCUCUCUCUAUCUAUUGUAUCCCCCGCCGUUCUCCUGUAAUCAGCCAGGAUGAUGAGGUCAUCAUUCGAAGACGACUUGAUUUUCCCAAGAUCUCCCAGCGUGCUGUCCUCGAAUCCACCGUGGAU